CGCCGAAGAAGAAGUAAAGUGAGCAGAGCAGCAUGAUGGGAUAUGAGUCCUCCGGCGGCGCGCUGCCGCCAUGUCACCGAGAGAGAAACACUUAGCGCUGCUCUCCGCUGUGGGCCUGGUUACUCUCGCUUUUUACUAUAGUCCUACUUUCCUCUACGCGACUUUAAUUCUCGCAGUUUGUUGUUUUGCUUGUUACUAUCACAGCGGAGAACCUCUUCCCGCCAGACUAGGCCCCAAUCCUCGGGGUGGGCUGAGCAUCCUCGGCGGGCUCCGACGCUGGCUGUGGGGUUGGGGGGAGACCGGCGUGUCGGUGGGCGCCCGGGGGAGGACGAGGAGCAGCAGCAGAGCCGAGCUCCGGGAGUCGGAGGGACACUUUAGACAAAGGGUCGGUGAAACCGGGAUUUACCGCAGGGAAGGUUUGGCGAGUGACUCGUUUCUCUUCAGCCCCCGGGAUUUCCUCAUGGGGAGCUACAUCGGGAAGCCCGAGAGCCCGACAGGGAGGCCGAGAGCCGUUAGGAACCCCCGAGAGCAGCUGCGGGAGAAGCUAUCCAGACCCAACCAUGCCGUCUACACCCCCAACAGGAGGCUCUCCUUCGCCGGGGAGCCGCUGGGCACGGUGGGCAGGUUCACCAUCACCCCCCAGCGUCACUACCCCCUGCAGCAGCCGGGUGUGUCGCCGGUGGGAGUCCUGCCUCCCGUCAGAUGGGACGGCUUCAGAAAGAAAAGCAUCCUCAGUCCUCGUAAUUCUCCGGCCGCCCUCAGCCCCGUCACCGUGAAGAUCGCCAGACCCGACCACAGCAGCCCCAGUUUGGACCAUCUGAGUUGUGCGGGGCUGUCCAGAGCCCCGGCAGAUCCCUGCUCCAGAGAAAACGUCCUCAGGGUGUUGAAGGAAAGCCGCAAGAGAGAGGUGGAGGACGAGGACAGGAGCUUCAUAGGCGAGCAGAAAAGCAAAAGAAGGCGUAACGACAGCGGUGGAAGUGCACACUCUGCGUUUGAGCCUCUGCUGCCCAACGGAACGCCGUCACAGCUGGUUCCUAAGCCAGGAAGCCUGAAACGAGGGAUGACCUCAGUGGCGGAGGAGUCCAUCAUGAAGAGGUCUCGUACCUCCUCCAUCAGCUCGGCCAGUGGAGUCCACGCCCCCAGAGGAACGCCGGGCACCAGGAGGAACGCCAUCCAGAGCUCCUACAGCUCCACACUCGGCCUCAGCCAGUGGAAGAAACCGUCGGCUCCCAGCUCUCCUCUGUCCAGCCCCGGAUCAUCUCGAUCUCAGACGCCAGAAGGAGCCUCCAAAAGGCCCAGAGAGGACGAUGGACAGUCUCCCAGCUCAGCAUCCUCAGUGAGGUCGGAGCAGACGGCCUCCGACAAGCCUCCUGUUACUUCCAAACUGACUCCGGUUCCCAACGUCCCAGUCCCUCCCUCAACAGACUCUGCUGGUAGUGGUGGGAAGAGGAAACGGAAGAUCCAGCUGGUGUCCAGUCACCGGGACGAUCAGAUCUCUCUGCCUCCACCCCCUGAGCUGGGAUACACAAUCACUGUGAAAGAUCUGGAUGAAGAGAAAAAGGCUGGCAUUAGUAAAAUCCAGAAGGUUCUGGAGACACCUGCUCCAGAGCCAGAAAAGUCUGUGUCUCCUCCGGUCACCACUUCCUCCCAGCCGGCCUCCUCGACCACCACCGCCACCCUGAGCAGCCUCCUGGCAGCUCCUCUGCCCACAGCUUCCAGCGCUGCCAUCCCAGUCAUCAACCUGGACCCCAGCCCGGGCAGCAGCGUCAGCACAGCUCCAGCAGCCUCCAACCCGCUGCUGGAGGCUCUGAAGAUGAAGACCGUUACUCCUGCUAGCUCCACAUCCGCUGCCAGCACAGCUACAGUGUCUGCAUCGACCACACCUGUCCAACCCAGCAGCUUAAACCUGAAGACAUCAAAUCCCGCCGAUGUUCUCCAGCCUCCUCCCCCCUACCAGCCUCAGUCCUCCUCUGCUGGUGUGGAGCAGCCCUCAGCCUUUACUCAGGUGUUGGCUCAGGUGUCCAAAGCUCCCAGCAGCACUCCACCUGUAGCAGGAACCGGCCUGUUUGGGUUGACCAGCCAGACCAGCACCCUCUCUUCUUCUGCAGCCUCCAACCCCGUCACCGCUACUGCCGCUCCGGCCAUCAGCUCUGCGUCCGUCGGCACGUCCAAGCCUCUGCUGACAUCAGGUUUCAAGCCCAUCUUUCCCGUCACCACCACCCCCGCAGCCACAACGGCUUCAGAAAGCAAACCUCCUUUCAAGCCCAUCUUUGGAGAAGCCACUUCCUCUGCUGGCGUUACGAAGCCUCCUUCCCUCACCACCACCAGCCCGGCCUUGACGGUUUGUUCAAGCAGUACGCCCUCAAUAUUUGGGGGGUUGACCAGCAGCACCACGGUCGCCCCUUCUGUUUUUCCUGGCAUGACCAUGACCAACACCCCCACAGCGUCCACAGUCUCCGUCACCUCCACCCAGCCUGCAGCUCCACCUGCUGUUAAAUCCCUGUUUGGAAACUGGUCCGCACCAUCAGCAGCAACCAGCACCAGCUCCACGGUCUCGGUGCAGGUGAACACAGGAAGCACAUUUCAGUUUGGAGCUGCUACCACCACCACAGCAGCUCCAGCAGCAGCAGCUCCUGCAGCAGCUCCAGCAGCAGCUCCUGCCCCGUCUGCUGCCACCACUGCCCCCAGUAAAGGCACCUUCUCAUUUGGCACCACUCAGCCGGAUCCUCCAGCUGCCAGCCAGAAGGUGUUUUCUUUUGGGCAGGCUGCACCCAGCCAGAACACAACCACUGCUUCGUAUGGAGGCUUCGCCAUGGCCAGCACCUCCUCCACCACCGCUGCCACCAGCACCCAGUCCACCUUCGCCUUUGGAAAGUCGCCGUUUGAGGCUCCAGCUGCUCCGUCGACCUUCGGUUCCUCAGCAGCGCCGCCGAAACCUUUCACCUUUGGAGGCGGCGGGGCCUCGUCCACGCCUGCCUCCAACCCCGCCCCGGCUCCUUUCACUUUUGGGGCGACUGCUGCCACCACGGCGAGCACCUUCGGGACCCCAGCUAAACCAGCGUUCGGAGCCAGCUCCACUGGUUUUGCUUUCGGCGGCACCACGGCUCCCUCAGCCGCACCGCCGGCUGCACCGAGCUUCGGUGCAGCGACCCAGACUCAGAGCUCCGCCUCGGGAACCUUCACGUUCGGCAGCGCUGCUCCUCAGCCGGCCCCCUCCGGCCCCGCUCAGCCGGCAACCGGUGGGUUUAACUUCGGUGUUGGUAUGCCGUGUCCCCAGUUUGGAACACCGGUUUCCAGUAAUCCUGCACCACAGAUGGGAAGCUUCAACUUUGGGGCUGCUGCUACUGACAAACCAGCUUUUGGAACGUCAACUCCAUCCUUUGGCCAGAGUGCUGCUGCAGGUCCGAUUCCCUUUGGAAGUCCUGGAACUCCAGUCCAAGGCUUCAACGCUGUUCCAUUCGGAUCUCCAGCGACUCCCUCCUUCUCCAUCGGAGCCGGAUCGAAGCCCUCCGGAGCUCGUCAGAGGCUGCAGGCUCGGAGGCAGCACAACAGGAAGAAGUAACCGGCUGCACGAGUCCCAGCGCCGCUUUCGGAGGACUUGAGCUGUUGCUGCUAAGGCUAAUCUGGCUAACAUCGCUCCGUUCUAAGCCCAACAUCCCCCCCAAUCAGGCCGCCACCUCUGCUUCCUUCCCCUUCUCCAGCGGGUGGCGUCUGCAGAGGAUUAAGAAAGAGCACACCGGCUGGACGGCACUCGGCCAGGCGAGGGAACGUAGCAGCGCGGACGGAGGAUCCACAGCGAUGUACUAUACUUGAAGAGAAAAGACAAUUGAAUAGUUUGAUUCUGAACAAAAGCAUAUCCAAAGUUCUUUUUCCUUUUCCAGUACGCGGACACUCCCGUUGGUUCGUCUUAAGGAGAAAGUCGAGUCGGGCAAAAGGACUUGGAGCCUCGGCUCGUUUAUUUUUUUACGUGAAGCGCUCACUGGUUUGUAUGUUACCGAGUAUUUGAGUACAUUCUCUGAAUAGGGUGAAAAACGCACAGUUGAUUCAGACAAGGUACACGACGACGCAGAGUAAAUGUAAAGUUAUGAGACGUUUGCAUUUAAAUUAUUUUUUUAAAUUGGCUCUAUGACCCUGGAAAUGAAUGAAGUGUUUGUGCACUCACAGGGGACUCAGUAAAUGUCUUAACGUGGUUUGAGCAGACCUGCGUGUUCUCGUUUCAUACUCUUUGUCAUUACAAGCAUUCCCAGAGUCCUCCUGUGGAUGGCCUUUCUGUAGUUUCUUUGAUAGCGAUUGCCAACACUGGUCAGUGUGCGAUUAGGACGACUACUCUCGACUUGUGCUGACAAACCAAAGCCAACUCAUCAACUUCAUGCCUGUGAAAAGAAUCUGUGAUCUGUUAUCUUUAAACCCUGAGAUGUGUGUGUUUGUGCCAGACUACCUCUCUUUACUCCCAGGCACUGAAUCCUUGUUAAUUCACUGAACAAAAACACAGAUCUGACAGAAUCGACUUGAUUUCACCUUCAGCUGCUGUUAAAGCAGAUGUACCCGAAUGAAUAGUGUUUUUUUUUUUGUUUGUUUUACAACACGUUAUCCCACCGCUGAAAUAGAUCACUGUUACAAUAGAUAACUCCACAUUCACACCAGAUGUACAAAAAUCUGAUGAAUUGGGACCUUUAUCUGCGUGGUAAUUACAGAAGUUGUCAUGGCGAUGCAGGGAUUUUUGUUUCUAUGUCUCUUAUUUGCACCAUAAUUGGAGAUUUUUUUUUUUUUUGUCAAGCAAACAUGAUCAGUUGAUGUCAGCCGUUUUAUGAAAAAGACUUCUGUUCUCAGUAAUAAUCACCUCUUUCUUGUGAAAAGUGAGCAGUAUCUGAUGCAGUUUUUGAUGGUCAACUUUUAAUUAAUAAAAACUGAGUUUUGGCUGUGGAUGUUCCGACAAGAACACAGUGAAAUCUGCAA
Molecule: messenger RNA, 4956 nt
Organism: Acanthochromis polyacanthus (spiny chromis)
Lineage: Eukaryota; Metazoa; Chordata; Actinopteri; Pomacentridae
Gene: pom121
Product: POM121 transmembrane nucleoporin
Exons: 13
Coding region: 71-3562 (1163 amino acids)
Biological process (GO): RNA export from nucleus; protein import into nucleus
Cellular component (GO): nuclear pore
Molecular function (GO): structural constituent of nuclear pore
Source: RefSeq, a predicted model, not a curated record